Messenger RNA from Drosophila takahashii, 387 nucleotides. RefSeq lists its product as uncharacterized. Lineage: Eukaryota; Metazoa; Arthropoda; Insecta; Diptera; Drosophilidae. The record is from RefSeq and is a predicted model, not a curated record.
AUGCCCCGCUACCAGAAACUUAUCAACGAAAGCGACAGCAACGCAGCAGCAGCAACUGUUGCCCAGCAACAGCAGCAACAUCAUCGCUAUCAGCAGCAGCAACACAAGAUGCCGAGCGUGGGCUAUCACCUCUACUUGUACCGCCAGCAACUCGCUCAGAAGAAUGUGGAAUACAUGAGGUUGUCCAAGGCAAAGUACUUCAUUACCGACACUCUUCUGGCCAAAACGGUGCGGAAUCUGAAGGGAUGCAGCGUCGACGAACUGAAGACCGUUAAUCAUCAGAUCGUCUUUCGGCACAAACUGCGUCAUCAGAUCCAGCGACUUCGUAAACUGAAGAGUUUGGGCAUCAAAAAUGCCAAUCCCAAAAUGGAGAGCACAGAACUGUGA